CAGUCACUCGCCGCAUUCGCUUCGGUUCUGGUCUCACGCUGUGACGACUUCGGGAUCCGGCAACGGCGCUCUUCCCCCGCAUUGGACUGGCUUUCAUUCGCCGAGUUAGCUCCACUGAAUGCAUGCUUCGGUACAUAGUCUUUUGCUCCUGAUUACGCAAGGAAAUUAAGCUGUGUGAUAAAUUUAGCCGCACCAAAAGCACUUUUCAACUUUAUAGAGCCUUAGUUUUAUGCCCUGGAGGAAAGCGGGUGCUUGAAGAAUUAUAUCUUCAAAAUUAUAUAGCGCGUUCGUUCAGCGUUUAUUGAGUGCUGCCUCUGCUAGGGACUCCAAUCGAGGUCCUGCAGCGAGUGGAUAAGCUAGACAGUGCUUAACUCUUUUUUCCUUUUUUCAAGGCACCGAACGCUGCAAAUCGUAGUCGGCUACCACUAGACAGCUCUCGUGCAAUGGUGACGUGCGGUGCGAAGUUCGGUGAUUCCUGGAAACAUUGUGGACUGGGAAUAUUUGGAACAGUGUUGAGGUCACAGAAUCAAGCGGCAGCGAAACCAAGAGUUACUUGGAUUACUCUUACGCGGGAUUGCCUUUGGCCCGUUGCGCUGAUAUGCGCUCUUCUGCUGGUUGCGUGCCCCGUUGAAGUAGAAGCAGCUAGCAAUGCCCCUUUGGAAGUGACAGCUGUGGCGGGUGGAGAUGCCUGGCUCCCGUGCAACAUUACCCCCGACGGUAACGAAGAGCGUCCCGUCGCCCUGAUCCUGUGGUACAAGGACAACUCUUCGACUCCCGUCUACACGGUUGACGCUCGUUGGGGCAGCCUUCUCCAAGGAGCUCGGCACUUCCCGAGCGAGGAGGACGAGGAGCUGGCUGCCCGGAUGAGCUUCGAGGCCGGGCACCAGCCGGCGCUGCUGCGAGUGACCCGCGUCCAAGCCGAGGACGCGGGCGUGUACCGCUGUCGCGUGGACUACCGCCAGGCGCGCACUGAAGUCACGUUCUCCACUCUACGCGUCAUAGUGCCUCCGAGGGAGCUGAUAGUUCUCGACGAGUACGGCCAGAGACAAGUUGAUGUCCUUGGGCCAUACAACGAGGGCGCCACUGUUCUUCUAGUGUGCGAAGUGGAGGGAGGGGAUCCUCCACCUGAAGUUGUUUGGUAUAAGGACAACGAAUUGCUGGACGCCAGCUUCUCUGUGCUGUGGCCGCAAGGGGUCGUGCGGAACGAGCUGCGACUAGGCCCCCUACGACGACGAGACCUUCUCGUCGCGCUUCAGUGCACUGCUUCGAAUAACAACCUCACGGAGGAGCUGACAGCCCGGCUUAAGCUGGAUCUCACUCUGAAACCCACGGAGGUGAAGGUGUCGUUGCCAGCACUGUCGGCCCCUUCUGGUGGCGCCACCCUGGUGGCCGGUGAGGUGGCUGAGGCGCGUUGCCAAGCGCGGGGCGCGCGGCCCGUGGCGCAAGUCGCAUGGUUCAAGGGAAGCGAGCGGCUUCAGCACGACCGGCUGCUGUCUCGCGAGCCAGGGUUGACGCUGAGCGCUGUGAGCUUCGUGGUCCGCGCCCAGGACCACGGUUUGCAGCUUACGUGCCGUGCAGACAACCCGAGCCUUCCAGGGAGCGAAAUCAGCGAUUCAUUUGUGCUUGAUGUUCAGUAUCCACCGCAGCUGUCGCUCACUGCUUCCGACCUUCGUCCCCACGAGGGUGACAACUCGACGCUACGCUGCGAUUGGAGCGCCAACCCCAGCGUGAACGCCGUCUGGUGGCGUCGCGACGGGCAGCUGCUGGAGUGGCGAGACGAAGUGCUUCACCUGAGCAACGUGACUAGAGCUCACUCCGGCCUUUAUGAGUGCCUGGCCUCUAACCGUUUCGGUGAAAGCUUCAGCAAUCAACUGAGGCUCUCCGUGCAAUACGCUCCCGAGUGCGCCGAGGGUCAAAGGGCAGAGUACGCGGCGUCACCCGAACUCCGCGUCGCUUGCGAGGUUCGCGCCAAUCCGAGCGACGAGCUGCACUUCGAGUGGCUGGCCAACACCACGAAGCGUGCGGGCCGCAUCAACAGCCUGGCGGUGAAUGGAACCCGGGCCCUCGCGCGGGCUGUCGCCAGCAGGGAGCUGGAGUACGGCCUGCUGCUCUGCUGGGCAUCAAACAACGUGGGAAAGCAGCGCGAUCCGUGCAUCUUCCGCAUCGUGCCGCCUGCACCUCCGGGAAGUCCUCACAACUGUACGGUGACUGCUCAAAGUCAAGACGGCAUGGCGGUCACCUGUUCACCGGGCUCAACAGGCGGUCUCCUAGUGACAUUCUUCGCCGAGCUGCUCAUUGAAGGAGCGGCGACGUCGCCUCCUACGCUGUUGCAAAACGCCAGCGACUCCCGGCGGCCAGAGUUCAACUUCGCAGGGUUGCCCAAGGAGGGCUCAUUGCUGGUCCGAGUUUACGCAGCCAACUCGCAGGGCCGAAGCGCCCACGCUGAGGUGCACCUUCCCGCCGGAUUAUCGCUGCUGCACAAACCCUCUCCCACCAUCGACUCCAGCGCGGUGAAGCUACCAGGCCAUGUUUUGGGCUUUCUCGUUACGGCAGUCGUCGCACUUGUUUUUGUUAUUGUCUCUCUGACUGCUGCGGGACACUGGAAGCGACGGCGGAGGCGUAAAGAGGCAAAACACUCAGUCCAGCUUCAAAAAUAUUCCCCUGAGAAAACCUUCUGCGAGUGCUCUUCUGGUGACGUCAUGUAUCAGUCUCCAGACCUCAUCACGAGCAAGUACGGAGUGUCAGACCAAGCCGUAGCAAUGUCAGCAUUGCAUGGCCAGGUGGUCAGCGCGUCUGUGCUCGAUACGUGCUGCCCUGGAGCGGUCAGCCGGGAGUCUAGCUGUGUGGAACCAGUACAAAUCAAGCUCACAACAUUCACCCCUAAAGCAAGCCCCGAUGAUCAGAGGCAGACGUCGUCUCCAUGCAUUUGUGCACCCUCUACUGUGCUGCCGACGCGAAGGUCUUCGCGCCCACAGGACUUGUACUGCACUGGCGGGGAGUCACCGAUCACUACCACGUGAAUGUCGAGAGAGUAGGAGGGUUUAUGCCCAGCUCAAGCAAACAGAAAGCCGAGCGACAGUCUGUGACGAAGACAUCAGUGACGUUUCGGCAGUCCUGCUGAUUCCUCUUAUUUCGCACAUGUGGGCGACGUCUUUUCCAACUGUUGCGUCAAAAGGAGGGAAUCAAAUCACGUGGACUUGUGCACCGAUGUUUCGUUAGCUGGAGAAACUCAUCUUUUCUUUUGGGGCACAAAUGGUGCCUAACUAUAUCGAUGUUUUUAAGUGAGAGUCCUAGGAUUUAUUCUGACAAUUUUCGACAAAAAGUGCGUUUAUAAACUAAACGAGAAGGCACCUGUCAGCGAAGACAUAAACAGCACAAAUAAAUGAUACAUUUGUAAACUAGAA
Dermacentor andersoni is the source of this 3404-nucleotide messenger RNA. Its product is annotated as neural cell adhesion molecule 2-like. Gene Ontology annotation, molecular function: protein binding. Lineage: Eukaryota; Metazoa; Arthropoda; Arachnida; Ixodida; Ixodidae. The record is from RefSeq and is a predicted model, not a curated record.